AUGCAUAUUGUUGAUUUGUAUGUGCAAAAUGAUGCUUAUGUUGUCGAGAAAAUAGCUGGUGUGAGAGAUCUUUUGUUUAAACUUUAUGGGUUGUACGAGGUAGGUUUCGUUAGUAAUCCAACUCAAAGUCUUAGUUUUUCUACUACAUCCUCAAGUAUUGGCAGCAGCAUAGUGACUGAUAGUUCUAACUCCUCAGGCUUUGGAGGUGAUAGAAAAAAGGCUAUGAAGGAAAAGUAG
This is a messenger RNA of Prunus armeniaca (apricot), 237 nucleotides long. Lineage: Eukaryota; Viridiplantae; Streptophyta; Magnoliopsida; Rosales; Rosaceae. The record is from the annotation of a GenBank genome assembly.